Trypanosoma conorhini is the source of this 1659-nucleotide messenger RNA. RefSeq names its product GAF domain-containing protein. Lineage: Eukaryota; Euglenozoa; Kinetoplastea; Trypanosomatida; Trypanosomatidae. Gene Ontology annotation, molecular function: protein binding. Gene Ontology annotation, cellular component: cytosol. The record is from RefSeq and is a predicted model, not a curated record. The coding region runs from base 1 to 1659 and encodes 552 amino acids. Gene Ontology annotation, biological process: TOR signaling. The transcript has a single exon.
AUGAUACUGCGGCAGGAAUGCUCCCCCGUGCCCGCGGACGGGCGAAGGCGGGAGUUGUACCCACGACUGGAGGCCCUGGUGCGGGCCCUUGUCGAGGCGCCCUACCGACGGCUGACGCCGCACUUUAAUGUAAUGGCUGUGCUGAGCAACGUUACCGCCGCGCUUUUUUAUGAAAUGAACCAUCAUGCUAGCCCGGCGGCGACGCUGCAGGAGCUUCCUGUGAACUGGCUUGGUUUAUACCUGCUUCAAAGCCCCCAGCUACUUGCGCUGGGGCCCUUCCAGGGACGCCCGACGCACAUGGCAAUUGAAAUGGGACACGGUGUGUGUGGCACGGCGGCACAGAUGGGCGAAGUGCUUAUCGUGCCUGACGCGCAUGCCUUUCCGGGACAUGUCCCAGGCGACGCCGUCUCGAAGUCGGAGAUUGCCGUCCCGAUCAAAAGUGCCGCAGGGCAUGUGGUUGGUGUUAUGAAUGUCGUCAGCACUCGGCGGGACUUCUUUGACGAGGUGGACGCAGCGGGUUUGAAGAACAUCGCGGCAAUUCUGGUUCUACAUGUGGAAUUUCCAAUGGCUCGCACUUUGGCGAAGAAUCCGCUCCUGGCAGACGCGGCGUCUCUACAGGCGGCCGCCGUGCCUUCUCCUCCUCCUUUGCCAGGGAAUCACGGCGGCAGCGCAGAGCCGCGUGUAGGCGAAGCUGCUGGGCCAAGAGCACAAGCCGCGUCGCUGCCGUCUCCAGCCACGAGAAUAGCUGCGGCUGUCAUUACCCGUGCACCGCCCGCACCGCCCGUGACCAAGUCCACGCAGGUAGAAGUUAAUACCACUGCGCAGAAGUGUUCACGGUGGGUCUCGCGUCGCGUUGGCGGGUGGGAGUUUUCCGUGACGGAGUUCUCCCGCAUCUUGACGCAGGAGGAGGUGCGACACUAUGAGGAGGCGCUCGGCAUCAGCGCCAUUCCAGAGAUUCCGUUCGCGUUUAACACACUCCGCAUCGCCCCGGCAGAGCGAACGGACGCUCCUUUUGUGUCGUUUUCGUUGUUGGAGGUGUUGCGUUCGGCGGCGGCUUUCUACCGCAGCAAGGCUUACAGCCAGUCGACCCUGCCGCAGCUGCAGGUCCCCGUCGCGGAGUCGUGGAAGCACACACAGUACACCAUCGUCGACGCAAAGGUUGACUGGGCGUGGCGGAACAACUACUUUGGCGUCGACGAGUGGCGCUGCAGGCUGAAGCCGCUUGAGCCCUCCAUGCCUGGAGUGAACUGGGGGCUGCUGAAGGACAGGACACUGCCCAUUCUCUUUUUCCACCAGUUUGACAUGAUGGAGGACGACCUGCACGACCACGGCGUCGUGACGAGUUCCGUGCGCAUCCGUGUCAUGUCCGAGGCGUUCUUUCUCCUUUUUCGCCACUUUGUCCGCGUUGACGGGUACCGUGUGUGGAUGCGGGAGGUGCGGCUCUUUCAAGAGUUCGCCGUUAAGCGCCCCGACGGGCAGCCGCACCUCGUCGUGCGAGAGGAGGUGCGCAUCCUCGACCUUGGCGACGGCGAAAAGUACCGCCAUUACUCACCCGACGACUACGCGCGGGAGGCCACCGUCGUCGAGGCCCACGACUUCUACGCGAACGUUGAGGACCCCACGUACGGUGACUGGUGGGCGAGCAUCGGCGUCGCCUGA